Leishmania major strain Friedlin is the source of this 681-nucleotide messenger RNA. RefSeq lists its product as hypothetical. The record is from RefSeq and is a predicted model, not a curated record. Bases 1 to 681 code for a protein of 226 amino acids. NCBI's taxonomy places the organism in Eukaryota, Euglenozoa, Kinetoplastea, Trypanosomatida, Trypanosomatidae. The transcript has a single exon.
AUGCUGGCGCGGACUUCAUCGCCUGGGGGCGCACGUCCAGGCAGCCGCAGGCACAACAACGCAAACGCCCUCGUCCACAAUCCCCUUAACUUCAGCGUGCAGGACCGCCGGUUGAACACACGACUGCUGAAAGAGACGCAGCGCCGCAAGGCACAGCUGCUUGGAAUGACGCGGCACGAUGUUGCGCGUCAGCUGCACCGGUACACCGUGCCGCCGUCCUCAAUCAUGGACCAGGGGCACCGCGGUGGGCCCAGCAUCGGGAAGAGCGCAUCGCAUACCAACUUAGCCACCGGCGGUGGAAAGUCAACGUCUCGGACUGGCGCGGAUGCGGCCAGUGCUGUCAGUUUCCCUUUGGGCAUCCACUCAGAAGCAGGUGAGUCCUCGUCUUCCAGCAGAGACUCCUACUCACGCUUGCAGGAGCAGUACGCCCAACGCUUACAGAAAAAGAAGGACACGGUGAACUACUCGCUGAACUCGCCCACUUCACCCGGCGAAGACGACGAGCGGACUGACUCAGUGCCGCCGGUGCCGCCAACGGCGUCGUACGAGGAAUGGCUCUCAGCUGGUUGUCCGACGGGGUCGUGGUCUGUUUUGUUGCAGGAGGAGGUUUACGCGCCAUUGGAGGCGGAGCGAGCCUUUCUAAUAGCCAAGUACAACCCCGAGGAGAGGCUUCAGUCGUAG